Messenger RNA from Cyclopterus lumpus (lumpfish), 4514 nucleotides. RefSeq names its product abhydrolase domain containing 17A, depalmitoylase b (gene abhd17ab). NCBI's taxonomy places the organism in Eukaryota, Metazoa, Chordata, Actinopteri, Perciformes, Cyclopteridae. Gene Ontology annotation, cellular component: plasma membrane; endosome membrane. The record is from RefSeq and is a predicted model, not a curated record. The transcript has 5 exons. Gene Ontology annotation, biological process: protein depalmitoylation. Gene Ontology annotation, molecular function: palmitoyl-(protein) hydrolase activity. Bases 780 to 1799 code for a protein of 339 amino acids.
ACAUCCUGUCAGCUGUCGCUUCCGGAUGCGGUGAAACGGCGGAGAAGAAGGAAAACACCGCACGUAGGUUACAUGGAUUAAUUUAAAUGACAAGACGCCAUCCGUAAAUCGAGCACCGUCCAGCCUGGAUUGACCGGUGCAACGUGAACACGUCGGUAACUGCGGUAUUGAGGCCGUUUUUUAUUCCGGAUGUCCGCGAGCGCGCUUUUUGUUUUUAACUGAGUAGCCGUGUUUAUGUCUUCUUGCUAGCUUAAGCCAUCGUAGCGUUAGCUGGUUCGUGCAGACAAACGGCUCCUCUCUCCGCUCAGAGCUGACCCGUCGUUGCUCUCGAGACGUCACUCACUCGCACGUGAGGGUAUUGCGCGGAGGGUUUGUAAUUGUUGGGGGGUGGAAACCGACGAUAAUUGAGUUCGUGUCAAAAGACGAGUACAGAAGCGUGUAGUUUUUCUUGAAAACACUCGGGGCAUAUUUUAGGGAAACGGAACGUUGCGUCUCAACAAGUGGACAAAAUGGAUGUGAUCUGGACUUCAGUCGCCACUCAGACAACACAGCAGACACUUUGUAAAUAACACUUCCUGUCAGCCGUUCGGCUCCACUACUUUGUUCCUCCUUCUGCUGACUGGGCACUUAACAAGCGGUAUCCUGCGUUUUGAAGUUCACCGAAGCGGAGGAAGUCUUCCUCCGUUUUUUAAAAAGUUUUUUUUAACUUUACUUUCGACACAACUUUUUUUUUUUUUUACUUUAACUUCGACUAAGCGACUCAAGCUCAGCAGUGAAGGAUGAAUGGCCUCUCUCUCAGCGAGCUCUGCUGCCUUUUCUGCUGCCCGCCAUGUCCCGGCCGCAUCGCGGCCAAGCUCGCCUUCCUACCCCCUGAGCCCACGUACGCCUUCCUUCCAGACACAGAGCCUGAACCUCCAGCAGCAGCAGCAGCAACGACUACAACAGCAACAGCAACGCCGGCAGCAGCAGCAGCAGGAACAACGGGGAUGUCCAGUCUGCAGGGGCGGAGCGGUGCAUCGGUUGCUGGGAGCGCAGGGGCCUCCGCGUCUGUGGAGGGCAGAUGGAAGCUCCACCUGACGGAGCGAGCAGAGUUUCAGUACUCUCAGAGAGAGCUGGACACGACGGAGGUGUUCCUCACGCGAUCCAGCCGGGGCAACCAAGUCGGCUGCAUGUACAUUCGCUGUGUUCCCAACGCCAGAUUCACGGUGCUCUUCUCCCACGGCAACGCGGUCGACCUGGGCCAGAUGAGCAGUUUCUACAUCGGCCUCGGCACUCGCAUCAACUGCAACAUCUUCUCCUACGACUACUCAGGCUACGGCGCCAGCACUGGCAAGCCCUCUGAGAAGAACCUCUACGCAGACAUCGACGCGGCCUGGCAUGCCCUGCGCACGCGGUACGGCAUCAGCCCGGAGAAUAUCAUCCUGUACGGGCAGAGCAUCGGGACGGUCCCCACGGUGGACCUGGCGUCCCGGUACGAGUGCGCUGCCGUGGUGCUUCACUCCCCUCUGACGUCCGGCAUGCGAGUGGCCUUUCCUGACACCAAGAAAACCUAUUGCUUCGACGCGUUCCCCAACAUUGAGAAAGUGUCCAAGAUCACGUCCCCGGUGCUCAUCAUCCACGGCACGGAGGACGAGGUCAUCGACUUCUCCCACGGCCUGGCUCUGUUCGAGCGCUGCCCCAAAGCCGUGGAGCCGCUCUGGGUGGAGGGGGCGGGGCACAACGACAUUGAGCUGUACAGCCAGUAUCUGGAGCGCCUGCGCCGCUUCAUAGGACAGGAGUUGGCAGUGCAGCACGCUUGACCAGUCACCACCCGGAUCAUCAUCAACAUCAUCCUCAUCGUCAUCAUCACCAUUUGUCCGAGAGUCAUCUAAACCGUCCCUCAGCUUACGUACUGUAGUGCUUUGUUUCCGGGGCACUGGGCGCCUUUAAUGGGCCGUGGAUUAGAAGAGAGUGUGUGUGUGUGUGUGUGUGUGUGUGUGUGUGAGAGUCUGUGUGUGUGUGUGUGUGUGUGUGUGUGUGUGUGUCUGUGUGUAAGACCUUUUCACAAACGGCACUUGGACUUUUUAUUUUAUUUUUAGGAGUUACUUUCAUACUACAUCUAUUCCUCUACUGUGCAAUAAUGUGGAUGAGGGGGGGGAGCCGUUAAAUGAUUUAAAGGAGAUUUAGCAGAACAACAAACUCACAAGUAAUCAUGUAGAUCAAUUACUUUGUGCUCCACAUGGAAAAUCUUUUUUUUCCCCAGCCUGCUCAGAGUUUAUUGUGUGAUUCUUUUUUUUUUUUUUUUUAAUUUUACUGUUAACCCAAGUUAAAUGGAUAAUGGAAACACUAAAGAACACUCUCAAAAAUGCUUGAGGCGGGGGGGAUUUCUUUUUUGGGGGAUUGUUUUUCUUAACACCCGUUUUUAAAUGCAAACAGGUUUGUAACUAAGUUUUCUAUUGUUUCUAUUAGUAACUCCUGUACAAUGUAAUGCAAUCCAAUUUAAAGCCUGACGAUAAAAUGAAGGGUUGAUUUAACCAUAUGAUUGAUGUAGUUAUUAGUUGUGUGGAUUGCAUUAUAUUGACCGGUGUUCCUAAUAUCUGAUCACCGCAUGUAUGCACUAGAUACAUGCAUAAUUCAGUUUAAUUUUUUUUUUCUCAGGUAACCCUCUUUUAGACAUUUGGGGGAAGUGUGUUCCACAUUUGUUUUUUUUUUAAUGCUGUUUUUUUUUUUACCUGCGAGUAAUGAAGCAAACUCCGAUCCCAAAACUGAAGUACAGACCGCUAACGUCUGGAGUCUGCUCAGCGCCACAUCUGUCUCCCAGUAACGGAGUGGGAUUGGCUGCGGCGAAGGAGUCUAAGAGCCUCAGAAAAGGAAAAAUACCUCAAGCUACGUCAUCUAGUGGAAUGUCUGAGAGUCCCGUUUAGUUUUGGUCUCGCUCGCGUUGUUUAUGUCUCGCAUAAAGUAGGUCACAGUGGUCUCCGUGUCUGGUACAGAGAAGAGACGCUGAAAGGAAACGGGCCUCUGUGUUCUACCUCCAGGCGCCUUUUUUUUUUUUUUUUUUUCUUUUUUCUUUUUUUUUUUUAUCUCUGACGGCCAUCUUACUCGCCUGCAGUUUUGUUCAUCUGAGAAGUGACGUGGAGUGAUUUCUGUUUUUGAUUUUUUUUUUUUUGUCAACCUUGAGCUUCACAUUGUGAUGAAUACAUAUACUUCCCACUCUUCUACACUAAUGAGCACAGAAGCAGGUCGAGAGCGUUUGGCCACGUUCACACUCCGACGCCGACAUCCCGCUGCUCUUAUGGUUAAAAGAAAAAAAAGAGCAAGCAGGGUGUGUUUUUUGUUUUUUAAAGUGAAGAAAAUUCCUCAAGUACUCUGGUUUACAGCCUCUAACAUCCGUGUGUAUGUGCGGGCUCUUGGUAACACUAUUGGGUUUUUACACUAUGAGAGGGGUACGCGAUCUUUUCUCGCUCCUGGUGUGACUUUUGUAACCGUUGCAAACCGUCUCGAGCACGUUGUAUUCCCCUUCUCUUUUUUUCUUUUUUAUUGCAAUUUUUGUUCUUUUUGCGCUGAUUAUUUACGGGGAUAUCACCAACUAGUAAAUGGUCCCGUUUUACUGCAAAGGCCAUUUUGUAUUUGCUUAUAACCAGGAUACAAAAAGAACUGGUUUGGAUUUAUAGCCGCCGGCUGCCCAGUUUUAUGUUCAUCUUAAGAUAAAUGGUAAUCCCAUUCUGUUCCUGUUGGAUUCUGUCGGAGCCCUCUGCGCUCUCUCACUAAUGGUCUGUUUUACAAGCAGCAGGCAUGAGCUGCAGAGUGAGGCGUCCAGCUCGAAAGGUGCAACACUCCCCGAGCCGCAGAAGUUUGAAGCCGAAAUUCGGAUCCAUGUAAAGUUCAAAAGUUAUAGCUUAAAAAGUGUUUUACAUGAACCUGUGUUGCUCCUUUUUAAACCUCUCAGGAGAGAGAUGAGAUGAUGACGUUUUGGUUUUUUUUUUCCUUGUGUACAUAUGAACCAAAGUGUAGCUUUUCUUUUUAGGGCUUUACCCCCAAAGUACCUGCUGAUUAUGUUGGUAUCUUCGUAACCAAAGGCACACAUGUUCAAAUUUAAGUUGUUUUAUCAAAAUGUGUAUUCAUCUCUGUGGUUGGUGCAGUCUUUUUCCACUACACAGUACAUUACGAAUUUCAUGUGACCAUUUGUCAUAUUGCUAAAUAAUUCUGUUUUAUCAUCUUGAGUUUGAGCAGCAUAAUUUGUGUAUUUUUCUUUUCUUUUUUUUAAUUCUUUUAAUUUAUCAUUUGUGAAGGAGAGCAACUUUUACAACAAAGCUGUGUUUGGACAUGUUUCUGGAAAAAUGAGUGUGGAAUGAUUUAAAGAACAAUUAAAGAGGAACUUCAAGCUGACCAAUGAAAAGCUUUUGUUUUUCCCAUGUCACAAAUUGUAAGCCAUUGUUUUAUUUUACCGACUCAUUUUUUAGCUUUUGAAGAUUGUCGGGUUUUUUUUUUGCGAUUAAUUGAAGAGAAGUUAAUAAAACAUCAUUAUAAAUUGA